AUUCUAUGCAGAAUGAUUUAAAUCUAUCAUUGAAUGAAGCCCCUAAUAAAUAGACGAUAAUGGUGAUUGGAUUACAAUAAGCUGGAAAGACUACAUUUGUUUAGAAAUUUUCAGCUAUAAAUAAAAAAAUUUUCUAAGAAUCCAAGAUUCCAGAAUACGAUAUAGAAUUAAUUGAUACACCAUCUUAUGAUUCAUUUUUUACAUUGCUACCUUUUAGGGACCCUAAAGUUACUGGAUAUAUCAUAAUCUUUUGUUAGCAAAAUUCCGAAAUAUUGAAAUCGACCAAGCAAAUUAGAAAGAAAUUAUUUUCGAUCAAUGGUCAACAUAAAAGAACUGUAAUACUUUUUAAUGAAUUUACAUAUAUUGAUAAUAGGUCUUCUGAAAUUCAAGAAGAAAUUUUGAAUAUCAAAUAUUGGUCCAAGCAAUAAGAUAUAAUAUUUUCCUAGCUAGAUAUAAAAAGAGCAACUUCAAAGGAAAUAGGUAAAAUUAGAUCUUUAAAUAGUAAAUUUUUUUGAAAGGAUGUUUAUGAAAAAAAUACGAACAACUUUGAAUUAGAAAAUAUUUAUUAUCAUCUAGUUUGGAGUGAGCAUCUAUGUUUUUUUAUUUGCAAUUUGGUUGUCAAUUAAAGAUCCAUCUUUAAUUGUAAAAUAAAAUAAUUUUAAUUUUUUAGAUAAGUAAUAUUUCAUUGGAAAUUUACUGCUUGGCCUUGCUGUGUUUAGGGAUUUCAAAUAUGUUCAUACCAUAUUUUAGUAUUAAAUAUGCAGUAUUUUUAGUUAGAAAAGGAAUAAAGGAUUCAAACACAUAAUGCAUUAAUAGAGUAAACAACAUUUAGUUAGUAAGUCCAAAAUUUUCAGUUGUUUAGUAACUGUUAUCUCAGUCAUAACCCUGAUCAUUGCCUCCAUGUUUUUCUAGUUGCUAUCCUGUCUAAUUAUGUCUAUACUUUUCACGUUUAAUUCAG
This is a messenger RNA of Paramecium octaurelia, 958 nucleotides long. The record is from the annotation of a GenBank genome assembly. Lineage: Eukaryota; Ciliophora; Oligohymenophorea; Peniculida; Parameciidae.